CUUCAGCGCGUUAAGUCUGCUUUCCGCUUUGGGUAGAGUUGUGAGCGGCGGUACUGCUGCUGUCCAGAGCGCUCCUUCGGCACCUGGGGAAAAGAAGGGGAGGGUUUUUUCUUCUUUUUUUUAAAAAGCUCUUGGUGUAGCCAGCAGUUUAAAACAUUUCCAAAUAUCUUUUUGGAAGUAAUUCCUUUGUGGGAACAUCUUUUUAAUUUUGUUUUUGAAGCCCCACCUGCUUAAGGACACUUUCAUUCUUUAAGGGUGAAAUUUUAACUUUUGCUAAAGGCUCCUUCUUGGAUUUAGGGUUUUGUUUUGUUCUCGCGCCUUGAGAACUCAGCCCAAUCAUGGUGAUGUUCAAGAAGAUCAAGUCUUUCGAGGUGGUCUUUAACGACCCCGAGAAGGUGUACGGCAGCGGGGAGAAGGUGGCCGGCCGGGUGGUCGUGGAGGUGUGUGAAGUCACUCGAGUCAAAGCCCUGAGGAUCUUGGCUUGCGGAGUGGCCAAGGUCGUGUGGAUGCAGGGAUCACAGCAGUGCAAGCAGAGUCUGGACUACCUGCGCUACGAGGACACGCUCACCCUGGAGGACCACCCCACAGGUGAGAACGAGAUGGUGAUCAUGAGACCUGGAAACAAAUACGAGUACAAGUUCAGCUUUGAGCUUCCUGAAGGGCCUCUGGGAACAUCCUUCAAAGGGAAAUAUGGUUGUGUAGACUACUGGGUGAAGGCUUUUCUUGAUCGCCCCAGCCAGCCAACUCAGGAGACAAAGAAACACUUUGAAGUGAUGGAUCUGGUGGAUAUCAAUACCCCCGAUUUAAUGGCACCAGUGUCCGCUAAAAAGGAGAAGAAAGUUUCUUGCAUGUUCAUUCCCGACGGGCGUGUGUCUGUCUCUGCUCGAAUUGACAGAAAAGGAUUCUGUGAAGGUGAUGACAUUUCCAUCCACGCUGACUUUGAGAAUACAUGUUCCCGCAUUGUCGUCCCCAAAGCAGCCAUUGUGGCCCGCCACACUUACCUUGCCAAUGGCCAGACCAAGGUGCUCACUCAGAAGUUGUCGUCAGUGAGAGGCAAUCAUAUUAUCUCAGGGACGUGUGCGUCAUGGCGAGGCAAGAGCCUUCGGGUGCAGAAGAUCAGGCCAUCUAUUCUGGGCUGCAACAUCCUUCGAGUUGAAUAUUCCUUGCUGAUCUACGUUAGUGUCCCUGGCUCCAAGAAAGUCAUCCUUGACCUGCCCCUGGUGAUUGGCAGUAGGUCGGGUCUAAGCAGCCGGACAUCCAGCAUGGCCAGCCGAGCUAGCUCUGAAAUGAGCUGGAUAGACCUAAACAUCCCUGAUACCCCAGAAGCUCCCCCUUGUUACAUGGAUAUAAUUCCUGAAGAUCACCGAUUGGAGAGCCCGACCACUCCGCUGCUAGAUGAUGCCGACGGGUCUCAAGAUAGCCCUAUCUUUAUGUAUGCUCCUGAGUUCAAGUUCAUGCCACCACCCACAUACACUGAGGUGGACCCUUGCAUCCUCAAUAACAAUGUGCAGUGAGCCCGUGGAAGAAAAGAAGCAGCUGUACCUACUUGUUUCUUUCCGCCUCUCUUCUGGAUGCUCACUUUUCCAGAGACUUUGUAGUCUCUGCACCGGGGUACGGGUCCCUCCCAGCCUCAGACUCCCUAAUGCAGGCGGUGAUCAGCAGGCAGUUUUCAGGCCUCAGGUGGCGUGGACUUGUCAGUCCGUACCAAUGUUGGGAUAUAGGAGUGUUUGCUGGAUGGGUUUAAAAACACACUAAAAACAUUCAGGCCCAUUCCAUUUUCUCAGAUCUCCUUGAAAAUUGAGGCAUUUUCACUACUCGGGGUUAGAAAUGACCACUGAAAGAAAUGAAACCUCCCAUUGUUUUUUUGAAGGGAAUUACAGAUCUUGGAAUAACAUCAGAUUUCACACUCUUGUGCCAUAUGGAACAGAGUGGACUAGGCAAAAGAGGUUUUUAAAAUCAGUGUUUCCCUUUGUUUUGUACACUUACAGGAAAAAAAAAAAAAAAAAAAAACGGAAAAGAAAAAAUGCUCUAGGGCUAAUUUGGUUUCCGCUCUAGAGAGUGCUUCUCCUGUGGGAAGUUGCUCUCACAUGACUUUGCUUAGAAUACAGUUUAACCUGGCGUAAAGCAGUAGCAAGUAUGCCCCACCAAAGGUCUUAAAAGCCAUUUUUAGAGCCUUAUUGCACUGUUUUCUCCUGUUGCAAACUUCCUUACAUGGGAGGAUAUUUUUCUUUCCAUGUGAUUCCUUGGAAUUGAGUCCAAGGUGAUGCUCUCAGCACUUUAGUUCCUAUUAUUUGUUCCUGUGUUUUUUCUUCCCCAUCUCACAUGAAAGCUACUAGUCUCUGGGGGUAGGCAUAAUGACACACACAAAUGUGUUAGCAUUACUUUGGCAACUUUGUCCCAGUGUACAGAAUUGUAUAAUUCCGACACCAAUCACAUAAGGGUUGCUGCUCUCAGCCUUUCGCACUGUGACUUCUCUAAACCCAAGGAGGGACUCUGGGACAGAUGCCCCAACACUGAUCAGAGCCUCCAGACACUGCCAUGAGAACCUUUAAGGGCUCCUUGGACCCCUUUCUGCCCAGUGUUAGGAGAGGGGGCUGCCCCUCUUCUCACCGUAGCCACUGGCACUUGAUCAGCCCCCCUUAGCCAAAGCACUUUGUUCGCUGUCCUGUGUCAGAGCACUGAGCUCCACCCUUUGCUGAGAAUUUUUACCGCCAGAAAGUAUGUGGGUUGAAGGUGGUGGUAUCAUUGUUUUUGUAUUUUGUGUAACUUUUUGUAUGAUACAAACUAUAUUUUAUACUUAACCAGAUGUAUUUUCACCCCAUGUGGGGGUAUUCUUUGUAAAAAAUUCAAAAAUAAAAAAAAUUUUUUUAAUGGCAAAAAA
Messenger RNA from Chinchilla lanigera (long-tailed chinchilla), 2881 nucleotides. RefSeq names its product thioredoxin interacting protein (gene Txnip). Gene Ontology annotation, biological process: protein transport. Gene Ontology annotation, molecular function: ubiquitin protein ligase binding. Bases 339 to 1514 code for a protein of 391 amino acids. The transcript has 8 exons. The record is from RefSeq and is a predicted model, not a curated record. Gene Ontology annotation, cellular component: cytoplasm. Lineage: Eukaryota; Metazoa; Chordata; Mammalia; Rodentia; Chinchillidae.